Molecule: messenger RNA, 8996 nt
Organism: Tribolium castaneum (red flour beetle)
Lineage: Eukaryota; Metazoa; Arthropoda; Insecta; Coleoptera; Tenebrionidae
Gene: kmr
Product: kramer
Exons: 15
Coding region: 926-8170 (2414 amino acids)
Source: RefSeq, a predicted model, not a curated record
AGCAAAAAUUUUGCUGUUCUCAGUAUUUUGACACAUCGUUGGUUCACAAGUUGGUUUGUGAACCUACAGCAUAUCUAUCGAUGGGCAAUGGAGCUUGCCUGUCGUACCAAGUCAGUUUAACUGGUUGCUGCCAGUUUCCAAUGUACCAUUACAAUUUUAUGGCUAUUUUAGUUACAUAGCGUAUAGAACCCCACUAGUUACAAACCAUUAAGCUCACUUAUUACCUAAUACACCGCUACCGGUGGCUUUACUAGCUGCCACAUGUUUCGACUUUUUGUUUCAUGCAAUUAGGGAAUACAUCGUUAAGUUGCCGGUAAAGGUACAUUGCGUAAACAAGUACCAAUUUGUCAAAUAUCUGGACUAUCAAUUAGCGAAGUAGCGGAAAUGGUGGAGGCACCGGCAAGGUACAUCUAGGAAACAAUCGGAAGCUUUGUUAGUUAUCAUUGUUGGCAUAGUAUUUAGUCGGAAAUGACCCCAACAAUUAACUUUCGACGAGAACAGGUGUCUGAAGCUGUAGAGGGGCGCCAGCGCCAUAUGCAUGCUACAGCAUGGCCAAGAUACGAGGAUACUAAACUUGACUACCUGUUCCCACUCCUUUGUGGGUUGGUUGCUUUCGGUUGCUUUAACACUACUUUAACGUAGUUCCGUACUGUGAACUGAAGCACAAACUAGUGAACUGUUUAGUGCAUGAACUCAAACUAUUUCAACUCGGGGAGUGAUGUGUUUGUGCACCUUUUCGGCAAUUACAAGUAGAAAAAUCUAACGAGGUACUCCUCCCCAUCAUGAUUUGGAUAAACUCGGAGUUAUGCUAACUGUUUUCGACUUCAAGGUUGUUUGUUGUUAUUUUCGCGUUGUUUUUCGAAAAUGUGCCUCUUGCUACCACAGGAUAUAGCAUGCGGAUGAUCGCAGGUUUGACCCCACCAGUAUGGAAAACAAGAAGGGAUUAUACCACAAUGCUUCAGUUACUCCAAGUAACGAAAUUACUCCAAACGAAGCAAUACCAAAACAUUCCCAUCAACACAACACCGCAUCCCAACACCUCCGGUUAUUACAGUACGGCUUGAAAAUACCCAACCACCAACACCAAGUGAACCAAACCCACCCCCACCAGCAAUUAAACUCUCCCUUGCAUUUCCAUAUGCAUCAGCAGUACCCCCAAGCGACCCACAGACACUUGCAACCUUCGCCCCAACAAAUCAACAGUACAAAUUAUCUUCCAAACUAUGUUCAUCAGCACCAACAAGCGAACCAACCUCCACCCUUACAUCCACACACGCAAAUCACCCAACCGAGCUCGCAAAUCUGGGUCCCGCAUCAACCCCCCGUUCACUACCACCAACAAAACAAAGCGGAAGCACAAAAGAAAACUCCCGUGCAACCCCAAGUGAGAAAAGAGCCAGUUGAGAGAAAAAAAUCGAGCAAUGCGUCGCAGCUGAGGUCACCCUCGGCCAAGCGGCCCGUGGAGGCCCCUGUGACCAUGCAGGGGUGGCUGCACAAGCAAGGCUCCGAGGGGCUGAUGCUGUGGAAGAAGCGGUGGUUUGUCUUGUCCGAGUAUUGCUUAUUUUAUUACAAAAGUCCCGAAGAGGAGAAACUACUAGGUUCCAUUUUACUUCCGUCUUACAAAGUUUCGAUUUGUGGACCUGAAGAUAAAGUCAAUCGAAAAUUUGCCUUCAAGUGUGAACAUGCCAAUAUGAGGACGUAUAUAUUAGCAGCUGAUUCACAAGAAUUGAUGAUGCAAUGGAUACGCGUUCUUAACUUAGCUUGUCUCUUGCAAAGUAACGUUGAAACCGAGUCGGCUCCUCCUGUGCCAUCUAUGUAUAAUAAUUCCGAGCAUCAAGACAGCAAUACUCCGGUUCACAUGCACUCUUCUAGCAACACGACUGACCUAAGUAACCCCAGUCAGCAAGAACUAAGUCAAUACAAUCAACCCCUUUACGCGAACGCGCCCCCGAAACCGCGCCGUUUGAACGACGGCAGCUACUCCUCGCCUAGUCCUGACGUUCUAGAACGCUAUAACCCCCACAUGAUGAGGAACAUUGCCAAAUCCCCCGUCAACAUCUACGGCCACGUCCACCUCAAUUCCCAAUCCCCGCAGCCGGAGUACUUGCACCACCGUCCGAAACACAUGGAGUACGUUUACACCCCGACGAGGGAACUCCAAAACGUCCCCCAAAACAUGGAACGCAGAACACCAGACACCUACGGCCGGUCGAAGCUCAACCCCGCGAAACCCCGGCACCCCACCGACUACGAGGACGUCUACGCCGACCAAUCGAUGUACAAGCGCCCGCUCAGCCCGAUCGCCUACAGCCACGUCAAGAAGUCCAACCCGGUGGUGAACCCAGCCUACCGCUCCUACACCCCGGUCCACAUGCUGGGGCCCAAGGAGAUGGCGCCCCAAAUGCGCAAAAGCCCGACCAUUUCCCGGCCCCACAGCGCCGACUUCCUCGAAUACGAGCUGAACCACCGGCACCCGAACCCCGGCGUGUUGACCCGGCAGCAACCGCGGCCUAAAUCCAGCCUGGAUAUCAACCGGAACAGCAACGAUAGUGACAACUACUUCUACUCGGAGGAGCGCUACGCCGAAAAAAUGCGCAAGUCGGCACAGUACCUCCCCAAAAUGCCCAAGUACUACACGACUUCGGCCCGCCUCGCGGGCAAGUACCCCGAGAACGAGAACAGUUUUGUGCUAAUGCGGUCGAAUACGCAGCCCAUCGAUUUUAACACCUUGCAAGUCGGCGAUAUGCAGCCGGUGCGGAGCCGGAGUGUGCUGAGUGAAGGGUCGCUGUCGAAGGAGCUGGACAGUGCCCGCGAUGCUGUAAGCCCGGCGUUUGCCAGGCAGGACCCUUAUCACCACUACGACGAUAUGCGAAGUCGCGACUAUGAGCAGUUUACGCGCUCGGCGAGUGCCCGAUUGACGCAGAAUGGGCUGCAAGGUGACGGAAAACCGAUGGCCAUGGACGGCGACAGAAAGCGGGAAGAGUCAAUGAAACGCUUGCUUGAAUGGAAGCAAAGAAUGUUACAGUCGCCUUUAAAUCGGAAGGCUCAGAGCCAGAGGGUGUACUCUGGACGGCCUGAGUAUUAUUGUAAAAAUCAGGAGAAUGAGUACAUGUCUAAAAAUCAGGCGAACGUGUACCCAGACGGGAGGAGGUCUGUGAAUAAUUUGCCUCAGUAUAACAGUUAUUCUUCGGACGAUGAAGAAAAUGAGGAGGGAAGCAAAGAAAAUGUGCAAUCACAGGCAGGACGGACCUUGGACACAUUUCCGAAUAAUUCUGAAUCACUUACACCUGUACAUACCACUUCUAUCACUGUGUUUAAUACUCUGAAGGAACCUGACAAGCCAUUAACUCAAUCUGACACAAUGCAUGAUAUUUCACACUUCACAAAUAAUGAGGUUGAGGAAGUCAAAGAGAAUGACGCCUGUGAAGAAAGCACAUUUACAAAACCUUUAGUACAAUGCAAUAAAGAGUCCUCACAUCGAGCCCACGUCUCCAGUUUGCGCUCCGAGUACUCGGACAAAUUCGAACCAAGUCCAGUCGUAACCGAAAUCAAAAGUAACGGAGCACUUGUUAAGAGCAUUCUGGCCGAAUUCGGGAAAAAAUCGAAUUCGCCUGAAAAGGCCGAAAAUCCUCCCACUCCCAUCAAAGACCUCCCCGAAGAGAACUAUAUGACCAUGACCCCAAAAAAGAACAUCCUAGAACCCAGAAACAGCGACUCCACACUCAUUUUCAACGAAUGCGAAGAAAACCCCUACGUCGAAAUGACACACAACAUCGACAUUUCCUUCCUAGAAUCGAACUUCAAUCCGGAAUUCACCGACCAACAGCCAUACGAAAUGGUUUGUUUUAACGAGGGCAAAUUCGAACCUGUGUACAUGGAACUUAAAAACCCCGAGAAAAAUUCCAAAAAAGAGCUCCCGGACAUAAUUGUGCCUCGGGCGAAAAUGACGUGCAAUAAGUCCGACAGUUCGGACGCUGACGACGAAGCCUCCAAAGACUUAGAUUCUUUGGACGCUCCAAGCAACCCUAGAUUUAGCCUCUCUGAUAAUUUCCGGCCCGCUUCUUACUACUUAGGGGCCAGUCAAACAGUUACAGAGCUGCAGGACAGCUCAGAUAGUGAGUUAGUUUCGCCGCCCCCAAUCCCCACCUCGCCACCUCCUUUAGAAGACCUGGACAACACAGACGACAGUAUCGUAACCAACCAGAAAGUCGAACUAGACAAAAAACAAGCCGACAGUUCCUCAAUUUGUAGCAUUAACACCGACACGGACGCUAGACUAAACAGCCGACUGUCACAAAACAGCGAUUCCGACGUCGAACUACGCAUGCCAUUGUCCCGGAACGUGGACUAUGAAAGAAUGUUGAAACGACGUCCCGUUUCCGAGGAAUUUUGCGACGAGUUGGAUUCAAUGAACGGCAAUUUCGACGACAGUGUUGACUUAGACAAGUACCUAACUGACCUGCACUUGAACGACGACACUAUUUUAAACGACUCGAAGAAGUUCCACGAGUACGAAAACUUUUACAUAGCCCGAUGUCGCGAAAAGUUAGACAAAAAGUCCGACACUAGUGACGACUAUCAGAAGCGGGCCGAAAGUCGGGCUUCCACUUCGGCCGAAAUUUGCGGCUUCUUGCAAGGCUCGAAUCGCUCGACUCCAAGCAUACGAAUUAGCAGUUCUCUCAGUGUUCAAGAAAUGCCAAGUUCGUCCUAUUUCUCCGACAGGCGGGACAUUUCGUCAAACUCGUCUUUCAGCCAACCUGCCCCUUACUACUACUCCGAUUUGUCAAUGAACGCCUCGAACACCGACAGCACCUCGACCAUCCUCACUCUGAACAACCAGAGAGGCGCAAUGAACGGGAGCAAAAGAGACAUAACGCGGAUUAUUAACCCGAUCAAGUGCAACAGCCAUUUACGCGAAGCUCACUCCUCGAGAAACAUCAUUGACAACACGUUCAAGCUCGCAGCUGAAGCACGAUCGGCAUCUGUUGAUUUCCUCAAUCUGACAGACAAGUCGGGCCACAUCGACAAGAAGAACAUUUACGAGUCGGACACUUUAAAGCGGUUGAAGGUUUCCGAAAGUGGUCCUGAGACGCGAAAUCUGUACCCCUCGCGGAAAAUCGACAAGUUUAACAGCUUGGAAAUGACGAACAACGAGACCAACGUGCGCCGGUCGCACUCCCUGGAGGGCUUGCUGGAGAACGUGUUCAGCGAGAGCGGCGACCAAGCCGAUUCCACGUUUAUUAUCGACAACAACGCUUCUGAUAACAUAGCGGAAGGGAGUUACUUGUGGGAGGAGGAUUCAAUUUGGCGGGAGCGGUUGCGCUCGGCCAGUCAGAGACACACGAAGUCUAUGGACGACUUGGACAGCAUUGGGGAGAGCAAGAAAGUGCAGAAAAAGUCCCCCCGUGGAAUCACCCGAGGGGUGACUUAUGUGAACGAUAACGUGUACAAUAUGCCCAAGAAAGAGGAGAGUAAGACUGAGGAGAGUGGGAUCAGGAAGGAAGGGAGUUUUAUCAUAGAUAGAGAAAAGCUGAGGCAGUGGGAUUUGCUCUCGAGUGCCCCUUCCGAUGACCAAAUGACGGCUUCGCAGGGCCCGAGGGGUAAUAACACGGUGCUAGAAAUAGGUGAUGGGAGUGAACCAGUUGAUUUCAACACCCAGCAAGCAGCGUCAGGUUCAAUAUCUAUAAACACGAGAGAUACGUUUCCAAAAGCCAUUUCUUCUAAAAGAAUAUGGACUCCAAACUCUCAAACGAUGCAAUCACGUUCGGUAACGAAUUUAGCGAGGGCAGGCGAGCACGAGAAUUAUAUGCCGCACCAACAGGGUUAUUACUUGAAUCAAGGACCAAAUCACCACGAUGUCUGCAUGGAGAAUCCCCACAUGCACAAGGAAAAUUGGCCUUUAAAUGAUAAAAUGAAUGUUUCCGCUGGCGAACUACUCGGUCGGACGCACGAAGAGCUCGUUUUACUCUUAAUUCAGUUGCGCAGACAAAGUUCUAACACGUUACAAGCCAUCGAAAAUGCAUAUAAUGAAAUCGAUACGAUACAGGCGCAGCUGCACGGAUCGCUCCUGAACCAGGCGAAAAGAUUGGAAAAUUUGCAAAAGCUGGAGCAGAUCAAGCAGCACUUAAUCGAGCUAGAAAAACAAUACGAAAAGGGCAAGCCUUUGGUAAACCUUGUUGACAACAUGGUCAAACUAGGUUCUUUAUAUCGAUCGCCGAACGAGCGUAAUUUAUUAGCGCCUCAUGUUCGGGAUCGUUUAGAAUUCAAUCAACAAAUCCAAGAGCGCCGUCUUUUAGCUGAGGAGAGACGCGACUGGAAUAGAUUAAAUUUGAAUCAUUUGCAAUUGCAAGAAAAGGUUCAGCAGCUUUACCAGUUAGACAAACUGAUCCAGGAGGAAUCAGGAACGCUGCAAAACCUGCAGCAGGAUAAAGAGGACAUUGAGCGGGCUUUAGGCGGCUUGAAGAAUCGUUUAAAUAAGGGGUUUAGUGAUCCUGCUGAGAUCGAGGAAGCGAGAAAGCAGCAGGUUAAUUUAGAAAAUGAACUAAGCAGGGUACACUUAAUGUUAGCUCAAAAUUCUAAAAAACUUGAAGAGACUGUAGCUGGAAAUGCAAGACUGGAACAAGAGUUACUAAUUUUAAAGCAAAAACUGCAAAUUUCGAGGCAACAGAGAAGCUCGCCGCAGUUUUCAAACGCUGGUGAUAGUUUGCCUUGUGCUAUGGGUACUAGUGCUAUGUUAGAAUCAGACUUACAAAGGGUGCAACAGAAAGUCGGAGACUUGCAAAAACAAAGGCAGGAACUUAGUUUACAAGUUAGACAACUCACUGACCGCUCAAAUAGUUUACAACAACAAAUUAAGCACUCACCAGCCGUGACGCAAAAUGUCGGUAAUAAGAAAAAAGUGAACUCGUUUUGGCGUGAAACUGAUUUAGACACUAUGAACUCGGUAGAUCAUGGCGAUUCUUGGGACAAUCAACUAAAUAGUGAUGUUUCCGUAACCCCGUUGUACAUAAACACGGAAGCCGAUUUGUACAAUCGUAGCGAUUCAACGAGCGACGAUACGAUGCAGAACUUAAAUUUGGCCUCUCACGAGAAGCAGGAAAUUAAGACAGUGAGGAUAGUCAAACGAGAGUCAGAAAGACGGCAAAGGGACCGGGAGAAAAGCACAACCGGCAAGUGGGACGCCCUUGUCGAGGAAGACACUUCGUCGCAAAAUUCUAGCGUCCUGUUCAGACCCACUCCUAUCCAGAAAACCCAAAGCUCGACGAAUGUGAUGUCACCGACGUUUGAAACGGACAAAAGCAGCGGUGUUCUAAGCCGGCAAAGUUCGCUGUCGAGUCCUAGCUUACCCCAGGUUUACACCGAUGGGGCGGCGAGUUCGGGCGUCGAAGAUAGCUUAGAAAAAUCGCCCGAGCUGUCGCCCGUAUUCAAAAGCGAGGCUGCCCGCCAGAUAAUUACCGAAAUGUCAAUUCAAGACACUCCGAAAUAUACAAAACGGCGGGCGAUACCGAAGGAAAAACGUCGGCAUUACACAGCCCCUCAUAACAAUUUAAUAAUGAAGAGUCUGAACCAGUUACCAACCGAUGAUAACGCGUUUGAUAAGAUGAUUGGUAACGACAGAAGGGCGCGGGACGACCUGGAUAUGGAGCGGGCGCUGAGGCAACGAAUCGACACCCCUGAUGUCGUCCGCUCCACUUUGAGCAGCAAAGAGCUUAAAUACAAUGAAAGCACCAUUGAUAAUAUUCUAGGAACUCCAAAUAAAAUUAGUAUACCUGAAAGAUAUAUACCUGAACAAUUACCUCAAUUAUCUGCCGAAGAGCAGGAGCAUAGGUUAAGGAAAGUCGAGUCAAUUAAGAAAAUGCUCUCUGACGCUGCCAUAAUCAGCAGCAGCUCGUCGAAUCUCGCUUCAGAUGAGAAAAAAUUCAAUAAAACACCAAAUAGCAUAACGAAUAAGGCGACCUCAAAAAUGAUAGAAGAGAAAAAGCAAAGAGAACAUUUGCUUCAGUUAAACCAGAUACUUGCCAAGCAAGUUAUGGAAAUGAGUAAAAUCGUUGCAGUUAAAGCAUUGGCCACGCUGCCGCUUCAACCUCAACAGAUAAGCACAGACGAGGAAGACUCUUCGCCUGUGACGCCUUUGCCUCUGUAUCAACAACGUGAUAACUUUUACAGUUAAUUCAUUUUUAUUGAUUGUACAAAUUACAAGGGUUGUGUUCAAACGUUUGGCCUGUCGUACAUUUUAAAUAUAUUACGGCUCAUUCAGUAUACAGUAUUAACGUAAUUAGGAGCUCCUCUCCCUGUGUAUAUUUGAAAUGUAACUGUAAAGAACUGAGUGCCAGACAAUAAUAAGUAUUUAUUUUUAUUUUCCUUAUUUUAACUAAAGUAAAUUAUGUUGUACAAUGUUGCAUAGUUAAUUGUAUUAAUAUUGUUUAUAUGAAAGUUUACAGUAUUUGUAAGUUACAAGUUAUGCUCAUAUGGGAUGGUGAUGGUUAGUUCAAACCAUAACGCCUUAGUUAAGUCUCUUUUACGUUGGCAGUCAUUACGGUUAUUGUCACUUGAGCACAAUAAUUAGGUACACUUCACUACUGUAAUUAUGUACAUUGUGGACGAAUAAUGUAAAACGAACACCAAAUCAAGCAAUAGCCGAUAUUUGUUCAAAUAUUGGCCGUAUAGUCACUGUUGAAAUGUUCGUACAGCACUCUCGUAGCUAUUUUUGUAGUAGUAUCUCAAGUGAAGGUAACUGCAUUUCGAUGUCAUCAACUGAUUUAUCUUAAGUACUUAUGAGAAUACUCUUAUUUAUAUAUUUGUUUUAUUUUGACAAAGCGUUGUGAUUUAAUUUUAUUUCUUACUCAAAUUUAUUAAAUGUUGGAACGAAUUUGGACUAUAACAGUCUGUCCAUUAUUUGUAAUUAGACUGUUUUUAUUUAUUGCCAUUUUUUGAGAAAAACAGCUUUUGUAAAAAUGUAUCCAUCACGUAAAAAAUAUAGUCGAUAUGAAAACGUA